AUGGCAGCACUCGAGGGUUUUGAUGUGGAGGCAUACGCUGCUAAGUACAGUGGUCGUAAUCGGAUAGAACGACUGAUAUUCCUUACCGAGACAUGCCCUACACUUGAAGCUGAAGCGAAACGCGCAUUACUACGUGAGUUGAAGGGAGGUCUAAACAUGGGACUUUACACCGAGCUAUUAGGUGACAAGGCGACAGACGAAUCAAGUUUUAUUGACAGUGUAAAGCACAAUGCAGCACAACAACAUGAACGACUCGAGCAGGAGCUGAAUUCGUACAAGUCGACAAUGAUCAAAGAGAGCAUUAGGAUGGGGCAUAAUGAUUUGGGAGAUUUUUAUUACGAGUUGGGGGAUCUCCCUGCGGCGCUUAAAAGCUUUGCCCAAGCUCGAGACUAUUGCACUACGGACAAACAUAUAAUUGAAAUGUGUUUUAACGUAUGCAAAGUUGCGUUACACAUGCGCAACUUUGGUCAUGUGACCAACUAUUUGUCAAAGUUGGAGCAAGUGAGUAGCUCGCAGAGUGAUGUCAUUCUCAAGUCAAAAAUCGCAUCAGUCUUUGGCCUUGUGGCUCUCCACGACAAAAAUUAUCAUCGAGCUGCAUCCAAAUUUAUCGAAUGUAAAGCAGAGAUUGGUGCGAGUUACAACGAAGUGUUGCAUGCUGAGGAUAUUGCAUUAUAUGGCGGAAUAUGCGCUUUAGCGUCGUUUCAACGUGAAGAAUUGAAGGAAAAAGUGAUCAAUAAUUCGUCUUUCAAGGCCUUUCUGGAAUUAGUACCGUGGCUACGUGAGCUUAUCACCGCCUUUUACUCGAGUGACUAUGCGUCAUGUUUGCAGACGUUAGAGCAAAUGAAGCCCGAACUGAAGCUGGACUUGCAUCUUUUUGAGCACGUGGAGUCAUUGUGCAAAGAGAUUCGUAGCCGUGGUAUUAUCCAGUACUUUUAUCCAUAUCUUUCGGUAGAUUUGCAUCAGAUGGCGCAUACUUUUAAUACACCGACACCAGAUCUAGAGACAGAAGUCUGUGCACUUAUUGCUGCCGAGCGUCUACAUGCUCGAAUGGAUUCGUAUGAAAAGGUUUUGUACGCUUAUCAUCCAAAUCAGCGAGCAGCGGCAUAUGAUCGCGCGUUCGAAGUGGGUCGUAAUUAUGCAGCCGAGUCGCGCAAUUUACUUUUGCGUAUGAGUCUUCUGAAGAAUAACAUUAUAAUCCGCGAUGCGUAG
Molecule: messenger RNA, 1209 nt
Organism: Plasmopara halstedii
Lineage: Eukaryota; Oomycota; Peronosporomycetes; Peronosporales; Peronosporaceae
Product: cop9 signalosome complex subunit 1-like
Exons: 5
Coding region: 1-1209 (402 amino acids)
Cellular component (GO): COP9 signalosome
Molecular function (GO): protein binding
Source: RefSeq, a predicted model, not a curated record